UCGUCCGACCUUGUUUUGCAUUCGUGUGGGAAGCAGCAAGGAUCGUGUUAUCUGUUUUGUUUUGACCUUGUUAACUUGAUUGUUGCACCAUUGUGAGGUUUUGAAGAGUCACGCUUUACAAAUAACAGGCUACAACUGUUAGCUUCAACGAGAAAUAGUAAAAGCCUCUCCAAAAAUGCAGUUAUGAGGCUAAUGGGACUGAAAGCCUCGCUAACAUUAGUCUAGCUGCUUUUAUCUCUGCUUUGUUAUAAUGUCAGCAGCGCUUUUAAUGCCCCUGCAAUGCAGCCGCCAUGGUAAACUUAUUUACAAAGUGUUUACGCAGACACAAGGACACAGAUACCUCUCAAAUGUCUAUCCAUCUGCUGAGCACAUCAGGAAGUUUAUUAUAGAAAACACGGAGAUAACAGGAGAGCAGAGCCUGACUCCUGAGAUCAGGCUGAGGUUAUUCACCCCCCGAUGCAGAUUCUGGCGAGAGAGACCGGAGCUAUGGCCCUUUGAUGACCCCUACUGGGCUAUAUACUGGCCAGGGGGACAGGCACUGUCGAGGUAUAUCUUAGAUAACCCUGAGGUGUGCCGGAAUCAGACAGUCCUGGAUCUGGGGAGCGGCUGUGGAGCCUCAGCCAUUGCUGCAACACUGCGUGGUGCUGCUCACGUAGUAGCUAAUGACGUUGACACUGUUGCAGCUGUUGCGACCCAAAUGAACUGUGAGCUGAACGGGCUGGAGCCACCUGUUUGUCUGACCACAAACAUGAUUGGUUCAGAACCCGACGCCUUCAGCCUGAUCCUCUUAGGUGACAUGUUCUACGAUGAGACGGUGACGGGGGUGUCACUAAGCACCGAUGAGGACCAGUCGCCGCUGCUGCCUCCCAUGGGAGAGCAGAUCUCUUCCCCGUCCAAACCCCCCUCCCUCUAA
Molecule: messenger RNA, 913 nt
Organism: Neolamprologus brichardi
Lineage: Eukaryota; Metazoa; Chordata; Actinopteri; Cichliformes; Cichlidae
Gene: etfbkmt
Product: electron transfer flavoprotein subunit beta lysine methyltransferase
Biological process (GO): peptidyl-lysine trimethylation
Cellular component (GO): mitochondrial matrix
Molecular function (GO): protein-lysine N-methyltransferase activity
Source: RefSeq, a predicted model, not a curated record